GGCCAAUUGGCAAUUAUUAUUAAGGUACUAAGUAUAUCAGAAGGUAGUUUAGUCAUGAAAUAUCGUAUACGGAUUGCCUUUCCUCGGUGGCGUCUCAUUGGCUUUCGCCCACGAUCUCCUAGCUGUUCUCUUUCACCGGUGUCCAAACCUUUCAUGCUGCUCCUACGCACUCGAAUGGGGCCGAAAAGUCUUUUGGCCGAAACGUUUUACCUAGCAUGGCUAGGCGUGCUUCUCGAAAAGUACGGUGAGGCACAUCUUUCUCUCCCUCUCCCUCUCUCUCUCGUGCCCUGUUGUACUUUUGGUAUGGUUUUUUUUUUAUCCGUGGGUAUCUUCUGCCAACUCCUCAAUCCGUUGUUCUUCUCUCGGAUCCCCGUUUCCCAAUCUGCCCGAGCCUGCCGCCAAGUUGCGGUCAACGUAAAAAUAAUCUGUAGUGUCUUCCUUCCGUUAGGUAUGAUCCUCGUACCCCCUGCUUCGGUUAGGGUACUGUCGUCGUAGUCAUGUGGCGAUGGUGAUCGAAAAAAAGACAAAGUAGAGUAGAAGCGUUCGUCGUCUCGAAGCGCAUGCGUAGUAAAUGUAUUGACUUGAGUUAUUUUGUAAAAUCAAACGUGCUUCAAAGCAAC
Molecule: messenger RNA, 620 nt
Organism: Daldinia loculata
Lineage: Eukaryota; Fungi; Ascomycota; Sordariomycetes; Xylariales; Hypoxylaceae
Exons: 1
Coding region: 55-495 (146 amino acids)
Source: RefSeq, a predicted model, not a curated record